AUUAUGUGUCCCUCUGUUCUUAGAUCCGAAAGCCGCUGGUGGAGAAGCAGCGACGGGAGCGCAUGAACCACAGCAUCGACCAACUGAAGCGGCUCAUAGCGGACACCAUUAGAGAACAGACGUCUCCCAUGACGCGUGUAGACAAGGCUGACAUUCUGGACCUCACAGUGCUACACCUUCAGCAGCUUCAACAACGCCACCGCUCAGUUUCCAUGGCAACCGAGUCGGUCGCCUACACAUCCGGGUUCCAAGCUUGUGCAAGGGAGGUAAUCACGUACCUUACCUCUCAGAAAUCUGCCGAUAUGAAGACGAUCAAAGCGCUGAGUGAUCAUCUACAAGCGACGCAGCAUGUUCCUCAAAGGUGUGUUCGAAAUCAGAUGCCCGGUGGAUAUCAGAUGUCUACCCCAGUGAGAAUAAAUGACGUCAGCAAAAUGUCGACAAAUACUCUCAACACUCCGGAUUUUUCUCCCAUCACAUACGCAAGUGCGUUUUCUAAAGGAUAUUACCAUGAGCGACCUUUCUCAGAAAGCAAUUCAAGCGUCUCGCUCUCAAGCAACGAGAGUAUAUCGGACUCGUGUUACUUGAGUAUGAAUGUCUCAUCUAUGGAAAACAGCGACGUCAUAUCGGAAGGCGUUGUUUCUAUUGGACAUGGUGACAAAAUUGGUCAUGUGAUUAAGGAUUCAUUGUGGAGACCGUUUUAG
This is a messenger RNA of Dreissena polymorpha, 701 nucleotides long. RefSeq names its product transcription factor HES-4-B-like. The coding region runs from base 63 to 701 and encodes 212 amino acids. Gene Ontology annotation, molecular function: protein dimerization activity; RNA polymerase II cis-regulatory region sequence-specific DNA binding; DNA-binding transcription factor activity, RNA polymerase II-specific. Gene Ontology annotation, biological process: regulation of neurogenesis; anterior/posterior pattern specification; regulation of transcription by RNA polymerase II. Lineage: Eukaryota; Metazoa; Mollusca; Bivalvia; Myida; Dreissenidae. Gene Ontology annotation, cellular component: nucleus. The record is from RefSeq and is a predicted model, not a curated record. The transcript is spliced from 2 exons.